Molecule: messenger RNA, 771 nt
Organism: Prunus mume (Japanese apricot)
Lineage: Eukaryota; Viridiplantae; Streptophyta; Magnoliopsida; Rosales; Rosaceae
Source: RefSeq, a predicted model, not a curated record
AUGGCUCCAAUAGUUGCCAGCAUGGUUAAAAAGAACGAGAAAUUAGUUACCAUGCGUUUUAGCAACGUAUCAGGAGGUAUGCCUCCAGUUUUAUUCGCUUAUGGUUUGGGCCAUUGGGAAAUAGCUCGGUUUCUCUAUUCUCGCACUCCAAUCCAAGUUUUGACAGAAGACAAUAAUGGCCGUGAUGGCGCUGAACUUAUUUCCCAGUGCAUUUUCUACAUAAAUAAAUUUGGUAAUGCUGGAUCUAUAACACCAACAUCUACGGAUUUCGCAAUGCAGUUACGGAUUAAUAUUGUUUUCACUGUUAACCUAGGAAUCCAUGACUUGGACAAAAUGAGAUUGGGCCAUGACCAACUUCUUCACAUUCUACGGUUCAUGUGUGACGUGGUAAGACGUACAAAUCUUGACUUGAAGCAAAAUGCCUUCGUGAAAAAGGCAAUCCUCCGAGCUGUAGAAAAAGGACAAGUGGAGUUUGUUAAGGAAAUGUGUAAGGCGAAUCCAAGAUUCACACUAGUGAAGAUGGAUGAAAGAGGCAGAUUAACGUUUCAUUACACUGUCGAAUGUGGUCAAGAAAAAGUUUUUAAUCUUAUAUAUGGGCUCAUCGAAUAUGAUAGGAAUGCUAUCUUAACGCGUGGAGAUGACUUUAACAAUAUUAUCCUACAUGUAGCAUGGAGUUUAUCUACCCAUCUUAAUCGUAUUCAAGGUGCAGCUUUGCAAAUGCGAAGAGAGCUACAAUGGUUCAAGGUCAAAUUUUCUCACUUUAUUACAUAA